GACUUUGCAGGCUCCCGCUCGGACUUCGUUAUUGUCGGGCACCCCGAGUACAACCUCGGAAAGGCCCAGUCCGAUUAUGGCUACAAGGAAGGCUGGGACAAUCGGCCGAUUCCGUCGAAGCCUGGGAGGAGCUUGCCUGGCGACAGAAUCCAGCGAAAGGGCAAAGCAGCCUACCUGGAAGCCUUGGCGAAGCCUGCUUGCAAGGCAUCUUACAAGGAGCGGGCAUUGGCCAAAAGCCAGUCCGACACGCAGGUAAGAGCUCGGGAUGGCGGCCGAGACGCAGGUAGCACCAUUGACACCUUCUUGGAGGAGCUGCAGGCAAUGGAGAAGUUGCCGCCGUGUUCCCCGAAUCGGCUGACCUCGGGGUGGGCAAACGACAUCAGAUCUCAACCAGUCAUGAAACAUUACUCUGCGGUGCAGGAAGACCUCGAAGUUCUGCGCAGGCGGCUACAUCGUACGCCCAGUGCGGUGAAGGCAGAGCUGCAGCAGGAUGAUGCUUGGCGUUACUAUGACCUCUACUUUCAGCAGGCCAAGAAGAACGGAGAACAAAUCAGGCAGACCAAGCUGAAGGCUAACAAGAUGAUGGAGAAGGCCGGGGAGUAA
This is a messenger RNA of Symbiodinium necroappetens, 603 nucleotides long. The record is from the annotation of a GenBank genome assembly. NCBI's taxonomy places the organism in Eukaryota, Dinophyceae, Suessiales, Symbiodiniaceae.